AUGAGCGGCGGGGCGCGCCUGCAGGCCCCAGCACAGCCCGCCGCCCCGCGCAGCCUCUGCCUCCCGCCGCCGCCGGCCGCCCUCCUCCCGCUCCUGCUCGCCGCCGCGCUCGUGGCCGCCGCCGCCUCGGAGCCCGGCCAGGACAGCAGCCCACCCGCGCUGAGCGCCGCGGCCUGCCCGGCGGAGCCCCCGUGGGGCCCGGCGUCGUCGUCCUCGUCCUCGUCGGCCGCCGCCUGGCUGGAGCGCCACUUCGCCGCGUGGCGCCUGCCCUUCUGCGAGCGCUACACGCUGUGGGACCUGCUGCGCGGCAUGGCCGGCCCCGAGAGCCUCGACUGCAGCCUCGCCAGCCUGCUGGACGACUUCCGCGCCCCCGCCGGCCCGGGCGGCGGCGAGGCCUGCAGCGCCUGCCUCGAGGCCUACGCGCGGCUCGACCAACACGCUCAGGAAAAAUACGAGGAGUUCGACCUCCUGCUCGACAAGUACCUGCAAGCUGCCGACUACUCCGUCCGCUCCUGCCUGGCCGACUGCAAGGCUGUCUACAAGGCUUGGCUGUGCUCUGAGUAUUUCAACGUGACACAACUGCAGUGCCAACACCGGAUUCCAUGCAAGCAAUACUGCCUGGAGGUGCAGACUAGAUGCCCCUUUGUGUUGCCUGACAAUGAUGAACUGAUCUAUGGAGGGCUGCCUGGCUUCAUCUGCACGGGGUUGCUGGAGAACCACUUUCCCAGUGCAGAAGCAAUGUGCUGUGAUGUGCAGUGGGACUCCUGUGAUCGCCAGCCAGAGAGCAACUACAAUGCAUCCACCAAAUCCACGGAAUCAGAGUCAUUCCACAAGCAACACCACGGCGCUCCCCUUCACCAGCAACAGCAUCACUAUCAUCUCUACUACCAUCACCACCAGUACCACCAGCCCCACCCAUCCCUGUUGCCAGUUUCUGCAGGGUCUCGCCUCAGCAACAGCAAAAUCCGGCUGUGUGUCCUGGUCCUGAUGCUUCUCCACACCAUGGUGUCCUUCUCGACUGUGCACAGCAGCAGGGCCGUUGCCCAUGGGGGGCUGAGCUUGGAGGCCUUUCCCACAAUGGAUGAGAGCCUCACAAGAGACGAGUGAACCAGAGGGGAAAGCAACCUUCAGGCAGAAGGCCUGCUCUUUCCCAUCCGGGGAGGGGGCACAUGCUAU
Molecule: messenger RNA, 1176 nt
Organism: Heteronotia binoei (common prickly gecko)
Lineage: Eukaryota; Metazoa; Chordata; Lepidosauria; Squamata; Gekkonidae
Gene: NALF2
Product: NALCN channel auxiliary factor 2
Exons: 3
Coding region: 1-1107 (368 amino acids)
Biological process (GO): calcium ion import across plasma membrane
Cellular component (GO): plasma membrane
Molecular function (GO): stretch-activated, monoatomic cation-selective, calcium channel activity
Source: RefSeq, a predicted model, not a curated record